Ruditapes philippinarum (Manila clam) is the source of this 970-nucleotide messenger RNA. RefSeq lists its product as uncharacterized. The annotation marks the transcript as partial. NCBI's taxonomy places the organism in Eukaryota, Metazoa, Mollusca, Bivalvia, Venerida, Veneridae. The transcript is spliced from 2 exons. The record is from RefSeq and is a predicted model, not a curated record.
UAACCGCCGUUUGUAGCGGUUUGGUGUGGCGAAUGUUCGUGUAUUACGAGGGUGUUUGGGGACGAAUGGGGGAAUCUCCUUUUUAGAGAGUAUUUUCUUUUCUAGAGGGAAAAUGAAUUUCCAGAUAUUUUGUUGUUUUCUGUACUGAGAAUACUGCGUCAUACUUCAAAUUUGUUAAUCGUAUCAAUAAACCUCUCUGGGAUACGCAUCAACAAACGAGUUGUAUUGUCAGUACAUCAUUAACAAAUUUGAAACCAUGGAUGGGAAAGAUCCAAUGGAAGGAGAACUCGAGGUAGAAACUGAAAGGAAAAGGACUUUGACCAUGAAGGGAUUAGAGUACAAUAAAGAAAUAAAAUCAAAAGCAAGGCUACGAAUGAUAGAGACACUUAAUACAAAAACUGAAGAGUUGAAAGGGUUAUUACAACAUGAAACAAGUGAUAAACAAACUGUAAAAGGUGUGUACUCAAGCUGGUUGAACAAUUAUGAACAGUUGCUUAUAGCACAUGAACAGUAUAAAAAAUUAUUGAAUGAAACAGAAUUGCACGAUGAUAAUAGUCAAUUUGAAAAUAUAACCAGCGACUAUGCAUAUGUAAAGCAUGAGGCAGAACAAUGGUUUCUGAAAAACUGUAGUGUACCCGAAACAAGUGAACAAUUAGAAACAAAAUCUCAUCAUAGUGGCAGCUCUAGAUCAUCAAGUAGACAUUCAAGUAUUUCGAGUAACUUAUCGAUUGCUAAAAUGAAAGAAAAUCAAAGAAAGGCAGAACUAUUAGCAAGAGCAUCAGCUCUAAAGGAGCAAAGAAAAUUAGAAGAAGCAAAGUUAAGUCUUCAAAUGAAAGAGAAGGAAUUUGAAAUUAAAACUGAAUUACAAGUGAGUGAUGCGCGGACUAAGGUUUUAGAAGACUUAGAAAGAAGCAUGGUGGAUGACCAAUUGCUGGAGGACAAUAUUAAGUUUACCGACCACAUAAAUAAA